Messenger RNA from Pelobates cultripes (western spadefoot toad), 408 nucleotides. Lineage: Eukaryota; Metazoa; Chordata; Amphibia; Anura; Pelobatidae. The record is from the annotation of a GenBank genome assembly.
AUGGAGGCCGCAAACCAAGCGCCGGACUCCACUCCAUCCACUCCGGCCAGGCACUCACCUGCCUUAUCCUAUGCAUCCGAACCUCAGAUGCUGCAGGAGGAUGGAUGGAGGGAUAUACUGCCCAACCUCCUAACGAAGACUGACUUCGAGGCCCUCUCAGAUCGCCUAGGCCGGGUGGUACGUGAAGAAGUGGCCCAACUCCGUGCUGAUAUGGCAAACAUGGAGGCCCGUAUGUCCGUGGCAGAGGCAGAGACAAAAGCCCUCCGGACAGACCUGGAACACACCAACACGGCAGUCACAGGCCAGGAAGCAGACAUGGCAUACCUCACCACGUGGAUAGAUGACCUGGACAACCGCGGCCGCAGACUGAACCUACGCGUCCGCGGGGUGAGGGAAGGAGGCCCGUAG